AUGCUCAAUUCCGAUACCGAGACGGAAAUCGAGGGGGAUUUUUUGGCGCGGGAGGUAGAGAAGGAGGAGAGAACAAUGGGGAAUCCAAACGCCACUUCAAUGCUGGAUCACGAUGGAGAAACGACAGAUGUCGAGACGCCACCUCGACGGCCAAGUUCGCAAUUGUCUAGACCGCACUCGCAUUCGCCGUCCGAGAUUCAGACAAUUCCUGUCGCUGAUCACGAGAAAAGUUCGGGUCCGAAUGAGAGUCGGGGUGAGAGAAUAUUGGUGGAUUGGGAUGGGGAUGAUGAUCAAGGGAAUCCGCGGAAUUGGUCGACGUUGUAUAAGAGUUGGAUAACGUUUCAGUUGGGGAUGUUGGCUUUGAGUGCGAGUUUGGGGAGUAGUAUUAUUAGUCCGGCGGGGAAGACGAUUGCGGCGUAUGUUGGUGUUGGAUCGGAAGUUAGUGUGUUGAGUAUUAGUCUGUACAUAUUGGGAUUCGCAUUUGGACCACUUUGCUGGGCGCCAAUAUCUGAGCUUUGGGGAAGAAGAUGGAGUAUGUUACCCCCACUAUUUUGUCUGGGACUGUUUUCCAUUGGAACGGCUACAAGUACAAACGCGGCAUCGAUUUUUAUAACGAGAUUCUUUGGAGGAUUAUUCGGAUCGGCACCUGUUUCGAAUGUUUCUGCAGCGUUGGGAGAUAUGUGGAGUCCUAAAGCUCGAGGAACGGCUGUUACAUUCUAUGCAGUGGCAGUUGUAGGUGGACCGACACUAGGACCUUUGAUCGGAAGUGCCUUGCUUGUGAAUCCACAUUUAGGAUGGAGAUGGACGGAAUAUCUCGAGGCGAUUUGGGUAUUUACAAUGUUCGGAUUGUGUUUGAUCUGUCUUCCCGAAGUCUAUACCCCCGUCCUACUCAAGAAGAAAGCCGCUCGUCUUCGCAAAGAAACAGGCAAUAAUGCCUAUUAUCAUCCACAUGAAGAAAUCAAACUCGAUGCCAAGACCAUUGUCACGAAGCACUUUUCGAGACCCCUCCUAAUGCUUACUACAGAGCCAAUGGUUACCUGUAUAGCAUUCUACGCCUCCUUCGUUUACGCGAUCCUCUACCUCACUCUAGAAGUCUUCCCCAUCGUCUUCUCCGAUAACCGCGGCUGGUCCCCCGUCAUAGCUUCACUCCCUUUCCUCGGCCUCUUCGUCGGAGUCAAUUUAGCCGUCGUAGUCAAUCUUGGCAAUCAACCUCGCUACGCGCGUAUUGUCGACGCAGCAGGUGGACGUCCCGUUCCCGAAGCGCGUCUCGCCCCCAUGGCACUCGGAGGCAUCUUAUUCGCAAUCGGACUUUUCUGGUUCGGAUGGACGGCUGCGCCAAAUAUUCACUGGAUUCUCCCAGUUAUAGCUUCGGUAUUCAUCGGCGCUGGGUUUAAUAUUAUUUUCCAACAGUGUAUCAAUUUUCUCGUUGAUACUUAUGCAUUGUACGCGGCGAGCGCGGUAAGUGCGAAUACUUUCCUGAGAAGUAUUCUGGCGACUGGCUUUCCGUUGGCGGCGGGCCCAAUGUUUAGGGCUAUGGGGGUAGGGCCAGCAAUGAGUGUACUAGGGGGAGUCGCUACUCUAGCGAUACCGGUGCCGUUUUUGUUUAUGAGGUAUGGAGUUGCGUUGAGGAGGAAGAGUAAAUUCGCCCCUUUUAAGGAUUAG
Botrytis deweyae is the source of this 1662-nucleotide messenger RNA. RefSeq lists its product as uncharacterized. The record is from RefSeq and is a predicted model, not a curated record. Gene Ontology annotation, biological process: transmembrane transport. The transcript is spliced from 2 exons. Lineage: Eukaryota; Fungi; Ascomycota; Leotiomycetes; Helotiales; Sclerotiniaceae. Gene Ontology annotation, molecular function: transmembrane transporter activity. The coding region runs from base 1 to 1662 and encodes 553 amino acids.